Messenger RNA from Dentiscutata erythropus, 189 nucleotides. The record is from the annotation of a GenBank genome assembly. NCBI's taxonomy places the organism in Eukaryota, Fungi, Glomeromycota, Glomeromycetes, Diversisporales, Gigasporaceae.
AUGCCUCAGAAGAGAGAAGUCACAGAUACUUUGUCUUUGUCUUAUCUGUCUUAUCGAGCUUAUCAAGCAAAAGCCUCUACACAGAAAUCAUUCUUCAUUCCAAGAGAUACAAAAGAUAUAACAAAGCUUUCACAAAAAGAUCUUCAAAAUCAACUUGAAAAAAACCUUCGACUUCUUGCAAAUGAGUAG